AUGAACUUGAACAAUAAUAUAUCAAUGACAUCGAAUAAUAUGUUUUUAGAGGAACAAUUCUUAAUUCCUACAUCAACACAAGCAGAUUAUGUCUAUCAAAAUCAACAACAGCAAUAUCAUCGUGUUGAAAUGAUCAUAUCUCAAAAUUGUAAUGCUUCAAUCACAAAUACAAGUUCACGUGCUCAUCCACAUACACUAAAUACUGAAGCAGUACAUGUUGAUCAUAGUCAAGGACAUGCAGUUGUUAUACAUCCUCGACAACAACAUCAACGGUCAAGAUCAUUGACUAAAGUUUCGCUGAAACAUCGAUCAUAA
This is a messenger RNA of Adineta ricciae, 315 nucleotides long. Lineage: Eukaryota; Metazoa; Rotifera; Eurotatoria; Adinetida; Adinetidae. The record is from the annotation of a GenBank genome assembly.